AAAUGAAGGUACAAAAAUCUGGUGUGCAGGCACAGGUUUAGAGGACACUGGGGCACUUCGUCCGCGCGAUAAUUUUACAUCUGAUCGCAAAGAUGCAGAGAUUCUUGUUUAGCCAAGCUAAAAGCGUCCUGGACCAAACUCAUCGUCAACAUCACACAAGCCGACGCUUUCUCUCUCUUCUUCCAUCUCUAUUUCCUCCUCUUCUGUCUCUGUCUCGUUUUACUUCAAAGAUGGCUGCUUCUGAUUUCACUUCCUCUCUUCCUGUUACUCUUGACUCCAUCAAUCCUAAGAAGUUGCAACAAAACCUGAAGUCUAAUAAGGAUUCUUAUCCUUUUGAUGAGAUUCUUGAAGAGGCUCUUAACAACUUAGAAGGCGUAACAUGUAACAGAGCCGGAGAAGCCAUGCAUCUCUUUCCUCGAAUUAAUCUUCCUAAAAGGACGAUUGAAGCCGCAGAGACCGCAAAAACAGCACCUGAUGCGUUCUACCGCAAACGCCUUCUCAACUCCACUGGAAUAGUUGUUGUCCCUGGUUCUCGCUUCGGACAGGUUCUUGGAACAUGGCACUUCAGAAGCAAUAUACUUCCGCAAGAAGACAAGAUUCCGGCGAGUCGUUUCAGAGAGUUGCACAAGACUUCCAUCAACGAUACCCCAAAAAGAACAAAGUCCCAAAAGAGUUCCAUCAACGAUACCCCUAAAAGAACAAAGUCCCAGAAGAGUUCCACCAAAGAUAAACCAAAAAGAACAAAAUCCCACAAGAGUUCCAUCAACGAUAACCUCAAAAGAACAAAGUUUCAGAAACAUCAUCGAGGAAGAGUUAAAGGACUAUCUUCUCAUGGGAAUCAUUUUGGCAGAUAUGCUCUUCAAACACUUGAACCCGCUUGGAUCACAUCUAGACAAAUAGAAGCAGGGAGAAGAGCAAUGGUACGAAAUGUACAGCGUGGCGAAAAGAUUUGGGUACGUAUAUUUGCAGACAAACCAGUUACCGUAAAACCCACGGAAACACGUAUGGGUCGUGGGAAAGGAUCACCAGCGUUUAGGGUAGCUGUGGUUAAACCCGGUAAAAUCAUUUAUGAAAUGGGUGGUGUACCUGAAAAUAUAGCCAGAAAAGCUAUUUCAAUAGCGGCAUCAAAAAUGCCUAUAAAAACCAAAUUCAUUAUUUCUGAAUAAGAAAAUAGGAGGAAAAUAAAUGGAUUUGAUAUUCUGUUAGUGAGUAAGGCUUAUGUAAUAAUUUG
Eutrema salsugineum is the source of this 1231-nucleotide messenger RNA. RefSeq names its product 60S ribosomal protein L16-like, mitochondrial. Gene Ontology annotation, biological process: mitochondrial translation. Lineage: Eukaryota; Viridiplantae; Streptophyta; Magnoliopsida; Brassicales; Brassicaceae. Bases 93 to 1166 code for a protein of 357 amino acids. Gene Ontology annotation, cellular component: mitochondrial large ribosomal subunit; ribosome. Gene Ontology annotation, molecular function: rRNA binding; structural constituent of ribosome. The transcript is spliced from 4 exons. The record is from RefSeq and is a predicted model, not a curated record.